Messenger RNA from Uranotaenia lowii, 7257 nucleotides. RefSeq names its product ephrin type-B receptor 5 (gene Eph). The transcript has 13 exons. Gene Ontology annotation, cellular component: plasma membrane; neuron projection. The record is from RefSeq and is a predicted model, not a curated record. Gene Ontology annotation, biological process: protein phosphorylation; axon guidance; cell surface receptor protein tyrosine kinase signaling pathway. Bases 2248 to 5649 code for a protein of 1133 amino acids. Gene Ontology annotation, molecular function: protein binding; ATP binding; transmembrane-ephrin receptor activity. Lineage: Eukaryota; Metazoa; Arthropoda; Insecta; Diptera; Culicidae.
UGGCGUACGGGAACGUUCGUAAAGUGACGGUCGCUCGCUGUUUCGUUGAACUCAGUGCUGUUUUUGUACAGUGAAACUAACAAAUUUUCAUUUGAUUGCUGCAUGCAUGUAAAGCUGCAAAUAUUUUUUUAAGUUGGACAGUGUUCGCGUUUUCAAAAGUGUGUUGUUAAAUUGUCGCGCGAGUGCAUGCUGGAACGGUUUCUGUGCCGAGUGCAACUUCAAAAAGUGAGAAAAGUUCGAACAUUGGAAAAGUGUUCAGGUUUGCCGAAGAAGUGGUUGCAGAAGGGAUUUUUUUAUACCCCUGUGAAAGUGUGGAGCUCAGAAUCCAGCGGCCACGACCGACCAAACCCGCGGGAAGCAUUGAACUCUCCUCUUCCUUCGACUACAAUAUUAGCUAUCCCAGCGAUUGAUCCAUUGAGAGUGUACUUGCAGCAGCGAUCAGCUCAACCUAACGGCGGCGCCCCGGUGAAUCGAAUUGUAAAUGUGCUGUAAUACAAAGUUGUAAGACCGCGUUGCAAAUGCAAAGCGCAAAAUAAUUGAUUGUUGAUUUUGCCGUUUGAACGUGAAUGGUUGUUCCGAUACAACAAAGUGUUGUUUUAGUGAGGGAAUCGUUUCUGGAAUUUGUGGGUUGUUCCAUGUGUAUCUGUAGCAGGGUGCUUCGUUGAUUGGGAAGCAAGGAAAGAAGAAGAACGGAAAACGGGAUUACCAUCGGUGGGAAUCUGAAGAAUUCCGGUGUGGCCGCCGGCGCGGCACAAAGCAUGGAUAGUACUGCUACUGCUGCUUCCAAGUCUCAAAUCAAAUCACUGACGGUGGGCGACAGCUGGAACAACGCCGACAGAACGCUGCCGAUUCCCCUCUUGGCCUAUCACGGCUGAAUUGAGGAAGCAACAGCAGCUCUCAUAAUCAUCCACCGGUUUGAUAGUCGCGGUGUCGUCUUCUUGUGCAGUGAGUCAAUUCGACUCCCAACGAAACUCGACAUUACAAAGCUAAUGAGCUGCCGGAUUCCUCCGGAUUGCGAGCACACGGUUCUUGUUCAUCGCUUGUAGUAAAGUCAUGCCAUCAUGCCAACCGCCGCUCCGUGUCCAACAACACUACCCUCCAGCAGCAACGUCCCUUGGCCGCCGGCCGUCAACUCCUCUAGAUCGUCGCUACUGCCACUGAAGAAGCGCAAGAAGAGGCCAAUAAUGAAUGAGGAGAAGAAUAAAAAUAAAAUUAAAAAUUAAGAUAAUAUAAACGAUCACCGCCGCCAUCAUCAUCAUCGUAUCGUAUCGUAUCGCCCGUCCAAACCCACCCGUCUUCGGAAAGUCUUUGUGAAAACCGGGCCAGGGUCCGACUAAACGAACGAACGAAGGUACAACAAGCUGCGGACGACGCGAGUGCUCUAAUAAAGCUAGCAGCAGCGCAACUUCUCAUUGGCAAUCGGGAUCAAGAAGCUCUAAAACAAAAAUCUGAACCGUUUCGUCGCUGUGUGUCCGUCACGACGAUCCGCUACAAAACGACGAAGACGACUCGGACGAGGUUGUUCCGUUGUCGAAUUACGCGGAGACCUCUCGAUCAGUUGGUUCAUCAUCUACCCUGGAAAACUACCCAUUUCUUAAAAAUAAGAAAAAAUAAUCACCAGAUAAAAAACCUCCACCACGUGAAGAGAGAUAGAUAGUGUAGUACACACUGAAGUUAAGAAAGAGAAUAAGGAAAAAACAAACGCGCGUUAAAGUAAGAAGCGCAAGGGAGCAAAAAACCAACAACUCUCUCCCAGGCAUAGGCAUCCGCCGUGCAAAGGAAUAAACCUGAAGUUUGGUUUUUGUGUGUUGUGCUGUUGUUUCAAAGCGGCGGCUGCUCGAUUCUAAAGUCAUCAUCAUUUUUCAUUUAUUCCGUACCAGAAUUCCUACCCCUUAGUCCUCCGCAAUCGCGUCGCGCAAGUGUUUUUCCCACAUUCAGAACCCGCGCCGAGUGAGUGAGUGUCCCGAAAUGGGUAAUUUAGUGAAGGUAUAAUAGAUGAAAAAUAAAAUUGAAUCGUAUGUGUUGUUGUUGCUGGUGUUCUCCGCGAUGACCUUUAGAGGCGCAACACCACGGGCUGAAGAGUAAUACAGUGUAAAAGUUAGCCCUGGCAGUAGAGAAAAGCUCCUUGGGAAACAAAUAACACACAAGGAAUUUAGUUUUUCCUCUCUGGGGUUCUCGGGAGUUGUUUUGUGUUUUUUUUUUCAACACUGAACUACGGGCCCCAGGCCGGUACACCUACAGGAUAAUAUGGAUAAAUUCCUGACGCUGCUGUGCGGACUGUUCUGCGUACUAUUUCACCGGCAGCUGCUUGGAGGCGUCGCAGGCGAUCAAGUGGUCCUCCUGGAUACGACUAAGGAAGCUACGUUGGAAUGGACCCGAUACCCGUACGGACCACAGGCACAAACCCCGGGUUGGGUGGAGGAAUCGUUCACCAACUUCGUGAAGGGGAUCAACUGGCGGAGCUAUGUGGUGUGCGAUGUGGCCUACAACAACGUCAACAACUGGUUGUGGUCCCCGUUCAUCGAGCGGGGGCCGGCCAAUCGGUUGUACAUCGAGAUCCACUUCACGAUCCGGGACUGUUCGCUGUUCCCGGGCAACGCGUUGUCCUGCAAGGAAACGUUCAGCUUGCUGUUCUAUGAAUUCGAUGCCGCAACGAGGGAACCACCUCCCUGGCAGCCGGAAAGCUACAAGUUGAUCGGAAGGAUAGCAGCCGGCGAGGGCCGAUUCAAUCAGAACUCGGACGUGGACAUCAACGUCGAGGUCAAGAGCAUAGCCGUCGCGAAGAAGGGCGUGUACUUUGCCUUCAGGGAUCAGGGCGCUUGCAUCAGCGUGCUGGCCGUUAAGGUGUAUUACAUUACAUGCCCGGCUGUGACGGUUAAUUUUGCUCACUUCAAUGAAACCCCAACCGGGCGAGAGAUAACAAUUAUCGAGCAGCAGACGGGAAUCUGCGUCGAGAAUGCGGAAGCCUACGAAUCGCCCACCUAUCUGUGCAAGGGCGAUGGCAAGUGGACCAUUCUGAGCGGCGGAUGUCGCUGUAAGGUUGGCUACGAGCCAGACCACGAGAAGCAAACCUGCAACGUGUGUCCGGUGGGCAAAUUCCGUUCGGCCGAGGUCGAAACCUGUACCAUAUGCCCGCUCAACUCCAAAACCAACAAGAUAGGUUCUCCCUUCUGUCCCUGCCUGAGUGGCCAUUAUCGGCAUCCGAGGGAUGGAAAACAUAUGCCCUGCUACAAACCUCCAGGGCCACCGACAAAUCUCACCCUCCUGUUCAUAGAUCAAACAAGUGCCAUCCUCUCCUGGAACGCACCGCAGAAAGGCAUCGACGAACAGUUAGACAGUAAGUAUCGUAGUGACAUCGUUUUCCGGAUCAAGUGUUCUGCAUGCACCUCCAACGUGGUGUUCAAUCCAUCGUCGGAAACUUUCAACGAUACCAAGCUGACGCUGACCAAUCUGGAACCGGUCACCACCUACACGGUGCAGAUCCAUUCGCAGCACGGGGUAUCGUAUCUGAUACUGCAGCAAGACCAGCACUCCCCACACGGUGGAGCCGGACAUGAUAACAGCAGCGGAAGUGGAAGUAGUUUCGGAGGCAAUCACUAUCACCACGGGACUGAACCGCCGAAUGUGGGCCGGUCCUCGUCCGAUCUCGACGAUAUCAAGACGGAAUUCGCGGAAAUCACCUUCACCACCGAGUCCGCGAUCCUGAGCACCGUCUUCAAUGUCAAGAUCAUCUCGAUCACCAAUAAGGAGGCGGAUCUGGUGUGGGAUAAGCCGCUGCAUAGUGACUCGCCCAUCGAGUACUACGAGGUGCGGUGGUUCCCCAAGGCCGAGGUGGACGCCAUGAACAAAUCGGUCCUCAGCACCAAGGAAUCGAAGGUGCACAUAGGCGAUCUGCAGGAAAACACCGAGUACGGCUUUCAGGUGCGCUGUAAAACGCUCAACGGCUGGGGCACUUUCAGCAAUAUCGUUUAUGCCCAGACGCACCAGAGCGUCAGUCCAGUGUACGAUGAUUCCUUCCAAAUGCGAAUUGUUGCUGGUUCAACAGUUGCCAUUGUAUUCAUCUUAGUGUUAGUGAUCGUCGUCACCGUCCUGUUUUUGCGCUCCAAGAGCCACGAUGACAUCGACAAGAAAACCAACAACCAUCUUCCGCUGCCGCUGGAUUACGCCAGCAACGAAGGACUAGUAGUUACCUAUAUUCACGCAAUGGACACGACGCCAAUUGUCAAAACGAUGAAAAAUAAUGGUGGUUCUUACGGGUAUUACCGACAUCGUCGGGCUAAUUUUGCAGUGACCACGCCACUGUUCGGAACGAGUCGCAGCUACGUCGAUCCGCACACGUACGAAGAUCCGAACCAGGCGAUCCGGGAGUUUGCCCGGGAAAUCGACGCCAGCUACAUCACGAUCGAGGCCAUCAUUGGUGGCGGUGAAUUCGGGGACGUCUGCCGUGGCCGGCUGAAGAUUCCUCCGAACUUCGUGCAGGAGAUCGACGUCGCCAUCAAGACGCUGAAGCCGGGCUCCUCGGAGAAGGCACGCUGUGACUUCCUGACCGAGGCCUCCAUAAUGGGUCAGUUCGAUCAUCCGAACGUGAUCUACCUGCAGGGGGUGGUGACGCGAUCGAAUCCGGUCAUGAUCAUCACCGAGUACAUGGAGAACGGCAGCCUCGAUACGUUCCUGCGGGCAAACGACGGCAAGUUCCAGACGCUGCAGCUGAUCGGAAUGCUGCGGGGGAUCGCCGCUGGCAUGUCGUACCUGAGCGACAUGAACUACGUCCAUCGGGACCUGGCGGCGCGAAAUGUUCUAGUUAAUUCCUCACUAGUGUGUAAGAUUGCCGACUUUGGGCUGUCGCGGGAAAUUGAGAAUGCCAGCGAUGCCUACACGACGAGGGGCGGUAAAAUCCCGGUUCGCUGGACGGCACCGGAAGCGAUCGCAUUCCGGAAGUUUACCUCGGCUUCCGAUGUGUGGUCGUAUGGGGUAGUGCUGUGGGAGGUGAUGUCGUACGGCGAGCGGCCGUACUGGAACUGGUCCAAUCAAGAUGUGAUAAAGAGCAUAGAGAAGGGCUAUCGGUUGCCGGCUCCGAUGGACUGCCCGGAGGCACUCUAUCAGCUGAUGCUCGACUGCUGGCAGAAGCAGCGGACGCACAGGCCCACCUUCAGCAGUAUAACGCAAACGCUGGACAACCUGGCGCGGCAACCGCAGGUGCUGCUGACGACGCGAAACUCACCGGACAACCCGGUGGCGCGGCUGGGGACCGAUUUGAGUGAUGAAAUGUUGGCAGCAGCCCAGCAACGGUCGAACAUGCUCGGUGGUGGAAUGGGUACGACCGAGAGGAUGCUCAACAAUGGGGCUAGCGUGGGAACGCUAGGUGGUCCCGGAGCGAUGGGUACGCUCGGAUCGAUGGCCGGUGGACUGAGCAAUACCGGAACCAUGUCCGGAACCGGAAUCGUGGGAGGAGUGUUCAUAACCACCGAGCAGUGGCUCGAAAGUAUCAAGAUGACGAGGUAUACGCAGCACUUCAAAGAAUCCGGACUGGUGACGGCGCAGCAGAUCUCCAGGCUUACCGCCCAGCAGCUGUCCGACAUGGGCAUCACCUUGGUCGGCCAUCAGAAAAAGAUUCUCCACCAAGCACGACAGAUCAAUAGCAUAAUGUAAAGAAAAGAGAUAUGAAGACUUCCAGACCAUUCAUCAUUACCACAACAACCACCACCACCAACAAUAAUCAAUAGCAAGAGAAGAAAAUCUUCACACAUUUAAACUCCCGAAUGACUGUUAUUGAGAAGUGUUAAGUCGGGUUAAGGAAGAGAAAAAUGAGUAAAGGAAAAAAGUGUAUAGGUGUUGAAAGUUACCCACCGCACACACACAUCACGAGAGAAAAACAAAUGGCUUACCACAUCCACUUUUUUUUUAAAGAAAAAAGAUCCCAGUUAAUGGAUUUUCAAUUCAAAACCGUGUACAAAUUGAGGUCAUUCCGCGAUUGGUUCAGUCAGUCAAUCAGUCAGCAAACAUAAAAACAAACAAACAAACCAUGAUUUAGUCAGGCUGAGAUAAGAGUGUACAUUUUUUUAAAACCUACUUGUUUCCAUAUACCGAUUUUAUGUACCAUAACGAAAAAAAACAAGUGUGUGUCGUCAGCCAACUGCUGAUAAAAAGGAGAGAAAGUUAUUGCAUUUAUACAUAGUAGAGCUUAAGUUCAGAAAAAAAGAGUCCUGUAAAGCUAGCCUAAAGUUUUAUUUUCUAUCGAUGCAUUGUAAGUUAAUCUCAUAAUGAUAAUGAUGAUGAUAUUAGUAGCCAGGUGGAAACUCCGAUUUUUAUGUGAUCAUUCUACUUAAGUAACAACGUGCGAUGUUAACAAGCAAACAAACAAUAGGAAGGAUUUUUUUAUCUUAUUUUACUGCAUUUUUUCCACACAAUUUUAAGUUCCCAUAUUUUGCGUAGAAACCGGCAGCAUGUGUGAGAAUGCGUGGAUUUAGAAGAUACGAAGAAAAUGUGAUUUUUAUAUUAUAGAGAGCAAGAGCAAUAGGUAGGAAUUUGUUUUAACACAUAUUUUUUUCUUUAGUUUCCGAAAAGAAUGUACCAGCAAAUUAAAAGGAAAAAAAACGACUAAGACUUACUACUUAGUAGUAGGUAGUAGUUCAAACUACAGCCAAGCGAGCAAGAGCAGAAAAAUCUCAUCACACACAGAAACUGAAUGAUAUUAAUUAAUAGCAUGAAGACAGAACUAAAACGGGAAUAAUCUAUUGUAGAGAGUAAAAUAACACAAGCCCAGAUGACAUAAUACCAGAGUCCUAGCAUUCAGUGAGAGGAACGAAGAAAAAACGAAACCAAUUUUUUACCCUACUUACAGAAAACAAAUUCGUUGUUGUAUGAUAGUUUAGCGAAAUUGGAACAGUCAGGAUUGAUUUUUCCUUGUCAUUUUUCUUUUGUGUACAUUAAAACGUUUCCUUCCUUCCUGAAUUUGGUUUUUAAAUUAAUUUCUGUAACAAAGGUCUGUGUUUUUAGUACAUAAGCUGUCGUUGGAUUUGAUUUUACCCUUUUUUUAUUGCCUAAAUUAAAAGGAACACGAACCCACACAUACACACAAAAAAUCACAAAAAUCGAAUGCAAAAUUGAACAACGAUACGUUUUAGCUUUACUUUCCUAUGUGAAAUAUAGUGUUUUCAUUUUCAUUAGCUAUAUUAUUAAAAUUAUUAUUAUUAUUAUUAUUAAUAUUAUUAUUUGUAGCUAUGUAAUAAAAAUCGACAGUGAGAUUGAUAUAAUUUA